AUGCCAAUUACCAAGAAUCUCACACUGCCAAGCUCGGCGAAGGACCUGACAGUAAACCCGGACUCAAAAUUAUUCAUUGCCUUCAUAUCUUCACCAGAUCCAAUUACCAAGCAACCUUGGUGUCCGGACGUACGAGAUGCCUUGCCUCACAUCAACAAGGCAUUUGCCGGGGAUGACGCGCCUGACCUAGCUAUCAUCGAGGUUGGACAAAAGCCAGAAUGGAAUAACCCCCAAAAUGUCUACCGAAAAACGUGGGGCACUAAGAACAUUCCUGCGCUGGUACGCUAUGAGCAAGUCAAUGGGAAAGUCACUGAGACAGGGCGAUUGGUGGAAGGAGAAAUUCUCAACAAGAAAAAACUUCGGGAGUUCAUCGUCUAA
Messenger RNA from Penicillium roqueforti, 378 nucleotides. RefSeq lists its product as uncharacterized. The record is from RefSeq and is a predicted model, not a curated record. The transcript is spliced from 2 exons. Lineage: Eukaryota; Fungi; Ascomycota; Eurotiomycetes; Eurotiales; Aspergillaceae. Gene Ontology annotation, molecular function: protein-disulfide reductase [NAD(P)H] activity. Gene Ontology annotation, cellular component: cytosol. The coding region runs from base 1 to 378 and encodes 125 amino acids.